Molecule: messenger RNA, 3149 nt
Organism: Pocillopora meandrina
Lineage: Eukaryota; Metazoa; Cnidaria; Anthozoa; Scleractinia; Pocilloporidae
Source: the annotation of a GenBank genome assembly
AUGUUCGACAGAAUGGCAAAUCAUACCCAAGUGUAAGUCAAGCCGUCUGGCUUAAGAGCUAUAUAUAUAUAUAUUUUUUUUUUUUAAUAAAGAAACUGAAUUUAGUAGCAGUAGUAGCAGACGUACAGAUUCUAGAUACUCCUAGAUAUACUCUGUAUACUCUUGAGCUUACCUGUAAAUUUUGAACCGCUGAAUUUCAUGGGUUUACCUAGUCAUUUCUAAAAGUAUUUAAACCUACGUAAAAACACGACCAAAAACUUGUGAGAAUUUUACGAAAAGCCGAGAGCACCUCUAACACAGAAAAAACCUAUUAAUAUCAUUAUAAUUAUUAUAAAUCUUCAUUAUCGUUGUUGUCGUCGUCAUCAGCGUUAUCGUUACAUUUGUCGAAUUUGUGUUAAUUUUUUUUUUUUAAUACAGCUUCACGUUCUUGGCUUUAAUUGGUACACGUAUAAAGUUUCUUGAACCUGUCUUUUUUUUCUUUUUACCUUAAGUAGUUUUCAUUAUCCCGUAGGGGGAGGGUUGCUGCUGCCAAAAUCACGUCGGGUUUUACACCCAAAAGUUUUAAUUCAACUUAUUGAUAAUCAAAUUAUGUACAGGGCAUUGACGUGUAAAAACCUUCGUCAGCUGCCUCUGGGAAAAUACGUGUCUCAAAUGUAAGUAGGCCUUAAGUUUCAUUUUCUUCUCACGCUAUAGAAUGAUAAACAUCUGCACAGACGUUCUAACGGCUCAUUUGACUUUAAGGGUUUUAAUGAGUUUAAUUCCUAAAAAUUCAGCCUUUGUAUAAAAAAAAGCCUGAUCGGAACUAGUCAUGAUAUACUGCAAUCCCUGAGAAUAACUCAUAACUCUUGUGUUUGAUGACGUCAUUUGGUGAAUUUGUCCCCCAACCCCUUCCCCGGCCAACUUUCCAUGAGCGUAUGAGUUUGGUUUCAGUGCUAUGGGAAUACUCACUUGGUUAAAAGUUGUCUCGAGUAGGGGGAGGUCAGUUUUGACAACAAUUUUCAAUUAGCAUUUCAUAAAUUUAUUCUUCCUUUCCAUUACAAAAGAUAUGAAAAUAACAAUAAAAACUGUAAAUAACUUUUAAAACAACUAUUGAUCUUGGUCAUUUCAACGUGUCGACAUUUAUAAGUACUAUCGGCUUUGGCUAUUGAUCUCUUCACGGGAAAAUUACGAUAUUGUUUUCAACCUAGUUUUUAUUUAUUGUCAUUGUCCAGUCUUCAGUGAUUGUGCUCCCACGACAUCUCUGCACGUCAUUUUGGACAACGACCAAAGUAGCUUCAGUUCAUGCUUUACACGCUCAGGUUUUGUGUGCCAGGACUGUGCAUCCCACGAAAAACACAGUGUACGACUCAAAUGUGCAAAUUGCAGCCUAUGUCCAGUUGGUACCUACGUGUAUACUGAUGAAUCUCGCUGUCUACUGUGUCGUGCAGGUAAUGAGAAGAAACAAUUAUUUUAUCGUUGACAUCCGUAUUGUAAAAAGAAAAGUGACAAGGAAUCACUUUAUUUGCCUGGCUAGAUGGUCACCGGUAGUGGCUUCAGCUGUUUAAUAUAUGUGUUAGAAAGAACGAAACCUGGCUCCUACAUGCAUCGUUAUUCCCUUUCUGAACCAAAGUACAAAAAGGAAUAACUGAUUAGACGAAUUUUAGUGCGAUUAUUGCUAAUACGUAAAUUUAGUUCAGCAAGAAAAAAGACUGACCAAUUUGAUAACGAGAAACGACUGAUCAGAUGCCAUCUAAAUUCUUGAUCAUCCUUGUUUCCUUUGCUUUUGGGCACACGAUUGAAUUUUGAUGGAUCGUUAUUCUUUUCCUUUUAUGCAUUUCGUUAACUUUGGAGAUGGCUUAGGCAAUUAAACGGUGCUGGUAUACUUUAAUAUCGUUUUCUCAAAGGUGUACUUCUUUUAUCACAAAUGAAUUGAAAACAGACAAUAACAUUGAUAAAAGGUGUCUCUAUGCUGUAAUUCAAUGUAAUAGUUGAUUCUCUUCUUAUGAGCUCAGAGAAUCCACCAGUAUAACUGUAUCUAAGCUCCAUAAUAUCUUUACAGGAGGUUUUUAUCAGAAUGAAAUGGGACAAGUUGAUUGCAAAAGAUGCAGCAUCGGUACAUUUGUUUCUGAACGGCGAAGUCCUGGGACCAAAGCUACCGACUGCGUGGCAUGUCCAUACGGUAACUGUUGUGUUUCCUUUGGGCGGACGGCACCUUUUUUUCAAUUCAAAUGCGCUUAAGAAUAUAAUAAUGCGAAGUUUUUUGUUUAUUGUUUUUUUUUCUGAAAAGGCUAUUAAAGCGAUUGACUCAUCCUUUGGCAGUCACUAUCACCAAUUUUAGUUCAACACACAAAACACAUUCAUCUAAAAUGGAUUAUCCGGAAGUCGGAUCCAUCUUAGAGCGCAUAAGCCGAGAGUAUUUGUUUGUUCAGAGGGGAAGGAUAAUAGUCAUUCAGAGAAAAAAGGAAGUGAAUUCGUGGAAAAGCCCUUCUGUCAAUGUUAUGAUGUUUCUAUAUAUAGGUCUUCGACAUGUUGCAAAGUGGUUGCUUAAAAAUGAACCAUUCUUUUCAGGUACGCUUUCUAACGAGACUGCUGAAUAUCGUGCAUGCAGAUGCCUACACAACUUCUAUCGGCUAGAUCGUUUUGGCCCGUGCUCAGCAUGUCCACCGUACGGUUUUGUUUGUAAGAAGGACACAGGAAUACUUGCUCCUAACUACUUCUGGAAAUGGUCAAAUCAGUCUGACAAAGAACGAUACAAAGGUUUUGUUAACAAUAUCCAUUCUACUGGAUCAGAUUACGACAAGUCCUUUUCAACGUUCAAUACUUUACUUCCAAAGUCACUCAAAUGUCCCCAUGCAAAUUCCUGCAAGGGUGGAAUUGACUCAGAAUGCCAUCAAGGAUAUCAAGGGACUUUGUGUGCAACCUGCUCUGAAGACUUCUACUUUCGCUUCAGCUCCUGUUUGAAAUGUCCCCGGUUAAUUGUAACAGUAACUUCAUCCAUUUUGGUAAUUGUUCUUUUUGUUGCCGUGUUUCUAAUAGUUCUUUGGGGUGACUCCAGGCGUGCAGAGAACAACCGGACAGUUGCAGAUGUCGUCAUGUCGUGCUUUAAGAUUGUAAUUGGUUUUUACCAAGUAAUUGCUGGUAUUUUCUCGGCAUUGGCGAAAGUCCAGUAG